GUUUUGCUUGGAUCUAUGCGCACUACAAUCAUUCCGAAAAAAUAUGCACACUCCUUAAAACUUUAGGUUCAUAGUACUUGACUAAUCUAAAUGUGAGGCAUUGUACAAUUAUGAAUGUUAGUGAUGGUGGAUAUUUAGUCUUCAUGUUAUGUUCAUCUUCCUUUGGUGUUUAGGUACUUUUUUGUGUAAGAAUUGCUAAAAAGGAUUAUUAGAAGUAUCAGCAAUAUAUUUGUGAGUGACAUUUCACUUUUACGAACAAAUGUACUCUGCUUCUUCGAAGUGAAAAUAGUAAUUUUCUUGAGAAGAUAGUGUCUCAUUUCUCUACUGAGAGUGAUACUGUGACAUGAAAUAAGGUAUUUCUAUUUCUUGUUUUUUAUGAUGACCUUGAUCAGCCGUCCUUUAUUUUGGGAACUUCAAACUUGAAUGUUCUUAUGUUGUCUUUUGAGGAUGUAAACUUAGCUGGAGUUAAAAUCAGGUUGCCAAAUGUAAGUCUGAUGUAUGAAAAACAAUCAUAGUAUUGAGUAUGGAAGUCUGGAGUCUCUUGGGUAACAAAAAAUCAUGAGAUGGUAAAAGAAAAUAUAAAUGCUCCAUGAUGUUGAAAUAUCUAAUUCAUUUUAUUCUAAAACUCAGUUGAGCAACAGAGUUCAUCCAAACAGAGCAUUUUGCGACUAUAUGAAAUAUUUGCAUGGUGGUGCUUUAUCCUGACUUGCAAGAGUAACAACCGAAAAUUCCUUAUUUCACUGAUGUUAUAGUUGGCAGUCCGGUGAUUCCAGUUUAUCUCUGGUUUCAUGUUGGAAAUGGAUUGGAAGUUUCAGUCUGUCAGUACUGAUGCUCCUUCUUCCAUUCAUUAGUUGGAAUUUUGGUUAGGGAAGGAAGGAUAAAAUAUUAUCCAAAACAAACCCAAGUGAGUUUAUUGAAUGCUAACCUUACAAUUCAUAACUAUAUCAAGAAGUCUUUACACUUCCACUUUAAUCCCUUUUUGGGUCACAAGCAUGCUUACCCAAUGUUCAUGAAAAUGUUAAAGCCUAAAGCACACUAUGACUCUGCUAUCUUCGCAUAAUAAUUUAAUUUUGCUUUUGAUCAUAUAUCACUACAGGUUGUUGGAAAAUAAAAAAUCUACACGGGAAGACCUCGGCAAAUACUUUCAGCAACAAAGAAACAAAGUUGACCACCCCGUCAUCACGGUGAGCAAGCUGACAUCCUGCUCUGCUUCUUGAUGCGGUUCGGCAUGAUGGCGGCGCAGAUAAAGGCCUUCUUCGACUCCAACGGUGGCCUCUGGCAGUACCAGAGCAUCUCGGGCAAUCCCACGGGCAUCUUCUUUGCCAUGGGCACCCAGGGCAGGCAAGCGAAGACUCAGACCAUCGCCACCUGUCGUCUACAUUGAUGCUGGCGAGAGAAAAAAUACAAGGAGCUACACAACCAAAUUGGAUCCCCAUCAACAUCAGGACAAACAUUGAAGACAUCAAAGAAAGGAUAUCAAAGGAGAAGGAGGUAUUCCGAAAAAAGGAGAAGGAAGGCCUGGUCUGCUUUAUGAAUGGACACUCUUCCUGCUACAAAUGUGGCCAACAUGAUCAAUUCAGAUAUAGAAAUUAUGCCACCAAUUGUUCAUGGUUGUGCACUGAAUAGAUGUUCCUCUACUUGUAAUAAACAUAUUUUCCUUUGUUUAUGCAUUAAUGGAUAUGAUAUAAUUAGCGGUCCAAUUGUCAUUUCAGUAUCAUAUAUGAACUGUCAUCACUGACUAUAAACAAUCAGCCGUACUAAAAUAUACUAAUAUUCACGUACAUGUUAGAGCACCAAAAGCAACGAAAGGGGCGCCUACAAGUUGGCACCGCCCAAAACUCCUUUCAGGCGGCGCGCCAUGGGCGCGCCCCAACCGCUAGUAUAUGUUCCGACGUGUUGGCAUCCUCUAUGUUGUGGAGUUAACCACUAUGUUGUGGAGUUAAUCACCGUAUACUUUGGACAAUGUAUUCGUCUGUGUAGCCGGCGACUUGUUCGAGCACAUACGCGGGUCUCCCAUCCAAAUCAUCAGUCAUCAAGAGCAAGCCUCGUGUCAACUAAAUCCCGUCUCCGGUUAGAGCCCAAUGGAGUCAGCAGCGCGAGGAGGAGAGGAUCACGUCGAGAAUGGCUGCGACGCGCCGGCGAGCGGGAGCGGGAGGAGGAGGGGGCGGGACGAGUUCGAGCGCCCGCCUGAGUGGGACGCGCUGGACGCCCGGCUCGACGAGCAGGAGAGGCUCGACAGAGAGCAGGACGAAAGAAGGGACCCGGCGUCGCUGCCGGCCAUGCUGGCCCUUCCCUUGGCGAAGGCGGGCGAGACGAGAGAACAUCUCUGCCUCAUCUGCUUCGACGACUUCGUGCCCGGCUGCUACAAGAAGAUCAGGACGAUGGACUGCACUCACUCCUUCCACCAACGCUGCAUCUUCGACUGGCUUCUGAUUGACCGACGGUGCCCGCUUUGCCGCUUCGCCAUGGCCUCGGAGAAGGAACGUCUCCUGGAAGAGGAACAACAAGAACGCCUCCAUGGCCAAGGAGCUGCCGCGGCCCCGGCCGAAGAUGUUGAAUUUAAUUUUUCGAGCCGUGAAGAUGUUGAUAUUGAUGUUGGAACCAACUCCUCCUGA
Triticum aestivum (bread wheat) is the source of this 2615-nucleotide messenger RNA. RefSeq names its product E3 ubiquitin-protein ligase SIRP1. Gene Ontology annotation, molecular function: ubiquitin protein ligase activity. The coding region runs from base 2082 to 2615 and encodes 177 amino acids. Lineage: Eukaryota; Viridiplantae; Streptophyta; Magnoliopsida; Poales; Poaceae. Gene Ontology annotation, biological process: ubiquitin-dependent protein catabolic process. The record is from RefSeq and is a predicted model, not a curated record. The transcript has 2 exons. Gene Ontology annotation, cellular component: nucleus.